Cutaneotrichosporon oleaginosum is the source of this 3348-nucleotide messenger RNA. RefSeq lists its product as uncharacterized. The record is from RefSeq and is a predicted model, not a curated record. NCBI's taxonomy places the organism in Eukaryota, Fungi, Basidiomycota, Tremellomycetes, Trichosporonales, Trichosporonaceae.
UCCACUCAUCUGAUCUCCCUCUUCCAUCAAUCCAUCCACUCGAUCCUCUCCUACUCUUGUUCUCUUAACGCGCACAACUCUCUCUUCUUCUCGCACGUCUCCCCCCAUCCGCUCAUCUCCUCUCCCUCAUCUAAUCCAUCUUCAAGGUCGUUUACCACUGCACUGCUGCCUUGUUCUUGUACCUCCCUCUCUCAACACCCACCCACAAGGAGCGCUGGGCCACCGCUCCCUUGGACGCGUCCUCACCAUGAGUACCGCUCCACUAUCCGUGUGCCCUCGCAGUGGUGUCGAUGCCGCUGCGGCUUCCGGUCCUGCUCCGAGUAAGGCCGUCCUCAAAAGCUCUCGGGCCCGCCCGAUCAAGACGCAGCGCGGCUGGGGCAACCUUCCAAGCCAUCCGCUCCAACUGAUCCUCACUGAGGCCAUCAAGAAUCUCAACCUUGAACAUGCCCAUCGUGUACCAGAGACGGCCCAUUUCGCUGCGCUCGCCAUGGUCCGUCGCAAUUGGCUCUCGGAGAUGCGGCUUGUCUCGAGCGGAUGGUCCCAGACCGUAAAAUCGCAUCCUUUCUGGGGAGAACUCAUCACAACGAUGCGUCCGGAGUUGGCGGGCGUUUCAGGCAGCCCGACAUUCCACACCGCGCACAUGAUGACCAAGGAUGUCUGUUUCGCCUGUCGCAUCUCUUGUCCAUCACGCCGUCAUCUCAAAGCGUUAUACCGCGUCCCGGCGCUAAACAUGCGGCCUCUCCCUACAUGCGAUGUCCACUUUGGCCAAUUCUGUUCGCAGUGCCUUCGCGUGCAGAAUGCCGACUUGCGUGCCGAGCCCAACCAUUUCCUCCGCCGACCGGUCUAUGGAGACGUGGACGAGCACGGCAUCCCUCGCAACUGUGAGGGUUUGCUCUGCGCCCCGUGUCGAGACAUCGCCUUCAAUGCGGCGCUUCGCCGCGACCUCGAAGCCUGCUCACGGGGAGGCGCCGUUCGGGGACUCGACAACCCGUGGAUGCAAACAGUUGCCUACAAGGAGCACGUCUUUUUUGGCGUUGGCCGCUCCGACUUCAUGGCACGCCAGGCUGUAGAUGACUGGUUCCUCCUGCAGCAUACGCCAUACAACCAACUCGUUCAGGAGAUCGGCACCGUCCAGGCCAUUCUCCGCAAGCAGAAGGUCUUGCUCUACGAAAGUAGAGUCAUUCAAUCGGCACCACUAGAGCUGGCCCAGAUUUCGAGGAUCGUCUGGAGCGUGUUUGACGAGGAAGACCAGGUCGCUUUCGACCUGUCACGCCUGUGUCGUCUCUGGGUCCUCGAGAUGGAGAACAAAGCCUACGGUGAUUACGAGUAUCGCCUCGACGUGGAAAGGAUGAGGCACAACAUGAGUGCCACCGCAUUAUGGCCGUGGCUUCGUGAAAAGGCGGUACAGCGUGCUGUCGAGCUUUGGGCCCAAGCCCGCUUCCUCAACGGGUACUGGGUCAUGCCCUCGGACGAGAUUGAACAAAUGCUCGACCCCAGCCAAACCGUCCACACGCCUCUUCAUGAGAUCGCGUGCAAUGUCUCCCGAACGUCGGAGUACGGCAAUCCACUGGACCGCUGGCAUCACGGGACUGGCCGAUUCCGGUACCACUCGAACCUCCCCGAUGCGCGUCACCGCGAGCGUCAGAUUGCCCAACAGUUUCUUCCUCCAGAUCGCCUGUUGCAAAUGAUGAACAUGCGCUUCAUCGAAGUCGUUGCUCUGCGGAUGGACGCCGCUUUGGCGGAGGUUGUCAGGCCAUUCACGCGCCUCCCGUAUGAUGAGUUCGAUCGCAUUGAAGCACACCUCGAUACUUUCACAGUGCCGCAGAUCAUCACUUUGCUGGAAGAGCCGUACCCUUGGUUCGAAGCCGAAGACCCGACGGGCCGGUGGCCCAUCACGAUCUUCCCCCUUCCUCCCGCCUCUAACGUGACCGCGGCAUCAACCAUUUCCGAGGAGGAGGAGCCAGAGGAGCAAAGUCUCGCCAAGGAGGACGACGUGACGUCUGAGGGGCAGCAGCGUGGGGCAGGCAGCGAUGUCGACAACAAAUCCCGCCAAGACGAUGGACUCCCAAAGCCAAGCCACCAAACCGAGCCUAUUGUCGAGGUCGUGGCCAGCACGGACGACCUUCCGAACUGUUACGGAAUUGUUGAUGGUUGGAGCACUACAUCAAACGAGCACGGCGAGUAUGGCGCAGUCGAGGACCACGAGGAUUGUGUGAGCGAUCGCAGCGGACUAGAGUCGGCUGCCGAUUGGAGCAGUCCGUCCUCCAGGCUGAGCAGUUUGAAGCAGUCGGAUGAUGAGGCGGCCUCGCACGCGCCUGGACAACGGAGUAGACUCGGGUCUGGACAGACAUCGCAUUCUGGCGGCUCGUCCAACACUGCGUUAAUUACUCCGGACGAUAGCCCCCCACUGCUCGCUCACGAGCGCAUCCGAGUCGCAGAGGACGACGACGCCACAACGGAUACGACUCCCAUCGCUUCGUUGAGGGUUAUCACGACUUCACCAGGUAGUUCACCAAGACUUGGUAAGCGCAAGUCGCCCGACGACGACGACUUGAUUCGUCCGCCCCGUAACGUCGCGUCGAUAGGCACGCCGUCCCGCCCAGAUGACUGGAGCAGUCGUGAUACCGCCUCCCCGGCUACAUCACCGAGACUCGGGAAGCGCAAGUCGCCCGACGAUGACGAGCUGGUUCGUCCGCCUCGCAAGUGCGGAUUGAACGGCGUGCGGUCACGCUCGGCCAGCCCGAGCAGCUGCGAUGACACGGAGGAGGAUGGUGUGGAGGGCUCUGACAAGAUGGAGCAGCAUCAGGGAAAGCCGACUUCGGCCAGCACCGAAAUUUCAGGCGUGGACCAACCGGCGGUAGAUGCUGCCAUGAACCACGGGAUGACCAAGAACGAGGCGAAACUCAACGCCGACGCUGGCAAGCGAGACUCUGAGUCGUUGUCGAUCAAGGACGAAGGCCUUUCUGAGGCGCUCUCGUCGGCCCAAGAUUCACCUUCCGGCGUCGUUAAGGUUGCCCGCGCAGUUGGUGUCCCGGAGGGGGCCUGGACUCGCGCUGAGUCGGAGUGCUCGGAGCUUUACGACUCACUCUCCGAGGCCUCUAUGGACUCCGACAAGUUGGCUGAGGUCCCGUCUGUCCCGCCACCGUGGGCCAAGCUCGGCCCGGGCGUCGAGGACCUUUUGGAGAGCACGUGGUACCGCUCGCGUGAGCUGCUGCGGAUAUGUCGCUGUGGCAUCUGCAUGCGUGCGAAGUAUGCUGCUGAAGCGAUGCGUCAGAAUUAUGAUGUGGAAGACGACAUUAUGAUAAUGCCCCCCCUGCGGAUUGCGUAGGUCUUAGGACGGAAACUUGG